Molecule: messenger RNA, 261 nt
Organism: Closterium sp. Naga37s-1
Lineage: Eukaryota; Viridiplantae; Streptophyta; Zygnematophyceae; Desmidiales; Closteriaceae
Source: the annotation of a GenBank genome assembly
AUGCCGCCGCGGCCUCUACCUCCACCGCCGCCACCGACGCCCCCACUCCCGCCUCCACCCCCACCUCCACUCCCAUCCCCUCCACCUCCUCCACCGCCACCACCGCCGCCCCCGCCGUGCUCUCCACCACCCUUGCCCCCCCUGCCCUUGCCGCUGCAGCGCCUCCCACUAGGAGCAGACGCAGCCCCGACCGCCUCGGUGCCAACGAGCAAGUUCAUGCACGAUGAGGUGGGUGGGGUGGAGCUGCAUCAUACGCUCUGA